Molecule: messenger RNA, 693 nt
Organism: Archocentrus centrarchus (flier cichlid)
Lineage: Eukaryota; Metazoa; Chordata; Actinopteri; Cichliformes; Cichlidae
Product: DELTA-sagatoxin-Srs1a-like
Exons: 3
Coding region: 108-596 (162 amino acids)
Biological process (GO): pore complex assembly; cytolysis in another organism; monoatomic cation transport
Cellular component (GO): pore complex
Molecular function (GO): channel activity
Source: RefSeq, a predicted model, not a curated record
AGCAGGAAAACAGCCUCCCUCCUCCUCUGCUGCUCUGAUAAAAUCCUGAACACUGAGCCUCAGACUGUCAGUCUUCUGUGAACAGGACAAAGCAGGCUGCAGCCAUUAUGUCACUAACACAUCGCCAGUGCACCAUCGAGAUUGUGAAUGAGAGCAGCUACACUCUGUGUAACCCCAGUGUGCACAUCUUCAGCGGAGGCUGUGACACUCCUUUGCCAUCAAGACUCCGCCCCCAUGAAUCUGGCAGCGCUCUGUUCUCCAAGACUGCUCACACAGCAUGUGGAUCUGUUGGCGUCUUCACCUACGACCUGCAGCAUCAAUCUACACACCAAGCUGACAGGAAAAUUGCUGUCAUGUUCUCUGUUCCUUAUGACUUCAACCUUUACUUCAACUGGCAUGCGGUCGGAGUCUUUGACAAGAAAACUGCCUGUGAUGAAAGCCUGUACAAUGAAAUGUAUUACAAUGCACAGAAAGGGUUCAUCAGGGGGAAAGCGAAUGGCCCCACUCUGACAUACAGGCAUGAUCAUGUUACCAUUAAAUCAACCAUGACAGACACUUAUGAACCGAUCCUGAAGGUCAAUGUAAGCAACGUCUGAACAAUGACGGUAAACUCACCAGAGUCAGUGGUCGUGUUUUCCUGCUCCUGAUACAGGAUGUUUCAGAGCAGCUCUGUGAUCCUUUGUUUUCUGUGCC